GUAGGCGCCGCCAGGUGUCGUCAGUGAUGGAAGUGAAAAUAAUCCAAAAUGUCUAGCGCUUCAAUAAGUACGGAGCGAAUAGCGUUAAAAAUUUCGGAUUUGGAGGCCCGGCUCAAGGCCGAAAAUGCAGCCAGCGAGCGGGACACCAUUGCUGGAGGACUGGCGGUGGCCCCCGGGGUCCGAAGGCCCGCCACCAUCAGCAGGCCGAAGCGACUGUGCGACCCAUCGUCCCCGUUGCCCCCGAGGCAUGAGGGCACCCCUACGAGGUCGCGAAAGGAACUCGCCCUGCACGGCCUGCCAACUUACACCCAGAACAGGCCUCAAGAGUCGGCGGCUGAGAUCGACGCCAAGAUGAAAGAGAUCAUGCGGCAAACUGGGGUUCUCACCAUAGAGGGGAAACAAUCGAUUGGUUCGCAGAAGUACCAGACGGAAGAAAGCGACCUUGAGCACCUAGGCGACUUGGGCUAUGGCACUUGUGGCCACGUUGUCAAAAUGUUGCACAGGCCAAGCAAAACAGUGAUUGCUGUGAAGCAGAUGCGGCGCUCAGGAAACAGGGAGGAGGAGAAGCGAAUAAUUAUGGACAUAGAGGUGGUGCUCAAGUCUCACGACUGUCCCUUCAUCGUACAGUGCCUCGGCUGCUUCAUAACAGACGCUGAUGUCUGGAUCUGCAUGGAGCUGAUGGCGACGUGCUUCGACAAACUGCUCAAAAGAAUCAAGAAGCCAUUGCCUGAGGAUGUUCUAGGAAACGUUACUGUAGCGACUGUAAAAGCACUCCAUUACCUGAAAGAGACGCAUGGUGUGAUCCACCGAGAUGUAAAACCGAGCAACAUUCUUCUGGAUGAGAGAGGAAUCGUCAAGUUAUGUGACUUCGGAAUAUCUGGAAGGCUAGUCGACUCCAAGGCUAAAACGAGAGGUGCAGGUUGUGCUGCUUACAUGGCUCCUGAAAGGAUUGACCCUCCGAAUCCCACCAACCCCGACUAUGACAUCAGGGCUGAUGUGUGGUCUUUGGGCAUCACCCUGGUGGAGCUGGCGUCUGGUCACUUCCCUUACACCAACUGCAAAACAGACUUUGAGGUGCUUACUAAAGUGAUAAAUGAGGACCCACCCUCUCUUCCCGCAGAUCAGUCAUUUUCUCCAGAGUUCCAGAAUUUUGUUUCUAGUUGUUUGACUAAAAAUUACCAAAAGAGGCCAAAGUACCGCAAGUUGUUGAAGGAUCCCUUCAUCCUCAAGUACGAAAACGCAGAGUUUGACCUUGCACGCUGGUAUGCGUCCACUUUUGAGACAAGCACCCCACCUGCUUUGGUGGCUUCUGAAACGGCCGUCACAAACCUGACGUCCACCGCGGUUCAAACAAACUCAAGUCCUAUCCAAAGCAGCAGCAAGCCGAGUCCUAGUUAUUCGAACGCCAGCACCAACACGGUGGCCUCGCCAACUUCGUGCCUCAGUCCCACCUAUGUCAAUGCUAGUACCAACACUCCAGUCACCAGUCCUAUCAGGAAAUACACUCCGCCCUCGUCAGGCUCAAGCAUCUCUCAGGCAUCUCCUACACCCCCCAGGAGGCAGGGUGUGUUCAACCACUCUCAGUUCCACCACCGAAACCUGUCUGAUCCUAGGCACCACGAGCAGUACAUUAGGCAUCAUGAGCAGCCGCACAGAUUUUACCAAUACCACGACCAGCCAAUCUACGGGCGGCAGCCAAGCGAGCCGCGCUUGUACUCGAAUGAGCGACUUCACCCUGAUCUGCCUCCCACCAUUCCUCCCAGGAUCUAUCCUGCUGACCAGCGAAAGAGGCAUCCGUCGGAGCCUCACCAAAUCCUGACUUCCGCAAACGGAACCCCACCACCUCCUAUUUACCACAGGGCAUUCAGCUUUUCGCCCCCGCCUCCGCCUGCCUCCGCGCACCGCCCCCACUCGCCCGACAAGUGGUUUGCGUCGUACCUGCAGCUGCAGCUGGGCCGUCGUUCGCCGCUUCCGCAGCAGCCCUCGGCAGGGCCGCCGAUCUACGCCCGCAGUCCUCCCCCCAUCUACACCGAGCACAUCUACCAAAGGGACACACUGGUGAUUCCACCCUCGCCGCCCCCGCGCAGCAGCCGCCUCCAGGCAGAAGAGUCGCCCCGGCUGCGGCGCGGCUUCCUCGACACCACCAGGCGCAGCUUGGGGGCCGGCGAGACGCGCUACUUUGUCGCCUCACCCUCCAUGCCCCGAAGGCACGUGUCUCCGGCGCCGCCAGAGCCACCGCCGCGCCGCAUCAACGAGAGCAUGUCAGUGCCUGGGUCGCCGCAGCACGGCCGCGUGCCUCCCUUCCGACUGCAAUACCAGAGCACCCCCGAGCCGCAGCGGCGCACGCUGCCCGACGGGGGUGGGGGCGGCACGGACCUGCAGGAGCAACUCUAGCAUGAGGCCCCUGAAAUCCGCUCUCGACACAGGCGGAUUUCGGGGCUGUCGUGGGGCACACUGAGUCGCCUCUUCAAGUCCAAAAGUUGAUCAGAGAGAAUCUAGUCGAAGCAAGAAGGAGAGAGAAGGCGUGUGUCAACUACCACAGGAUGGAAACAAGCAGAAGAAAGAGAAAAAACCAAAGACACUUUGAUUUGUUUUUGAUUUCGAGCAGGGCCGCCAACGCAGACACUCUCAAAUCUAUCAAAAUCGCUGUCGCUCUGCGCGAACAACAGAGCAAGUGCAAUAUUUUUCAAUUGUCGUCCUCGUAACUGUGAAUGUUUUUUACCGACUGCAGCUCAUUUUGCGGUGAUCAUUUUGAUUUUUGAAAUUAAUUUCCGACUUUGGAGUCGGUCGAAUUGAGAGAAAAAAAAACAUCCAGUGCCAUCAAUGGUGCUAGCUAAUCUAAUACUUAAGUAGCGUUAGGAUUGGAAAUUUUCAUCUCGACUAAUUUGAAUACAAUCAGAUCAUGAGAAUGGAUCAAGACUUUGUAGACAAGUUCUCUUUCGUAGAACUCAGAUGUUUGCAAGUGCCAUUUAAAACGAUAAUACCUCACAUAUAAACUGCCACUGAUAAAAGUGUAACCGAAAAUUCGCUUUGAUAUAUUAGAACUAAAGUUUUGUCUCCUUGCUGAAAGUGGUGAAUCAAAAUGAUGCUGACUGAAAAUUGCAUGAAUGAUUGUCAUGCUCAUUUCUGUGCCAUUUUUCAAUGGAUUUUUAUUAAACUCUGGUUUGAAUUAAAGUGUGUUUGAAACGAGGAGAGCCUUUUAUAUCAGAUGAGCUUCAUUUAGAUAAAAUUACCAAACCAUGGGGAGCAUGAUAAUGUAAAUAACCGCAAAAAAUGCAGUGAAAUCUCAAACAAGAGGGAUGGAACAUGUUUACUCUCGAACUUAGUCUGAUUUGUGAUCGUAUGACUUCAUUUGGAUGAACAUAUCUGUGAAAGCAGAAUGGCUGCUGUUAUUUUUAUCAAUUAUUAUUGUGAUUUGAAUUAGAAAAUUUGGCCUGAAAGAUUGUGAGUUGUUUUGAUUGCACAGAUUGAUUCUAACGUUGACUGAAUAGAGAAGCCAGAGAUUUUGACCAGUCUGUGUGGUCAAU
Molecule: messenger RNA, 3527 nt
Organism: Neocloeon triangulifer
Lineage: Eukaryota; Metazoa; Arthropoda; Insecta; Ephemeroptera; Baetidae
Product: dual specificity mitogen-activated protein kinase kinase 7-like
Exons: 10
Coding region: 49-2394 (781 amino acids)
Biological process (GO): protein phosphorylation
Molecular function (GO): protein kinase activity; ATP binding
Source: RefSeq, a predicted model, not a curated record